AUGGCCUCAUGUGAGCGGUGCAAGCAGCGCAAGGCAAAGUGCGACCGCCGAUUACCGACGUGUCAGCGCUGUGAGAAGGCAAAGGCUGAGUGUGAGUACGGGGGGAGGCGGAAGUCGGGGUUUCCAGCUGGACAUCGCCAGAUGCUGGAAGACAAGAUCGAGAAGCUAGAGUCCGAACUACGCGCCAUUCGCAGCACGCCGCGAACGAGCACAGCAACUGAUCAAGCACCUCCACAAGACACCAUCGAAGUCGAGACCAAAUCACCCAAUGACCAAGCAAUCCGUUCGAUGCCCGUCGGUGAAGCAUCACCUACCUUUGAGCGCACCCGCAGAGUCACAGAGCGCAGACCACCAACCGACCUCGUCGUUUCCCUCGCCUCUCUUUACUUCCGCCACAUCCACCCAUGGUUUCCCUUCCUAGAUGUCCAGCGCGUCUGCGCCGACAUGGGCUCUAUGGAUGAACCUGCGCUGCUGUACUAUGCUCUCUUUGGGGUCACGCUGCCAUACUCGUUUGACUCGCGUCUUGAUCAGGCGUCGAGCGAUUCGUUUUGGAAAUACUCUAAGCGCAGCAUAUUUGUUGAUGUGUUGGACGAGCCUUCUUACAGUUCGCUGGAGGUUCUUACGGUGCUUGUUUUGGACCUUUCGGGCAUGACGCAUGGACCUCAGGUCUGGGGUCCUUUGGCGGUGACGACGAAGCUUGCGGUGCAGCUUAAGAACACAGAUGGGCUUGUCUUUCGGACGUCGAUAGAGGCUGAGGGCAGUGAGUCGCUGAGCAAGAGUGAUGGUAUCUUCCGGCAGCGGUUGUUCUGGGCCAUUUAUGCUCUCAACUGUACGAUCUGCAUCACCACCAAUCAUCAUUCGACCUUGGGCGACGAUCAUGUUCACCACUUUCUACCUGCGCGACAGCAAGUCUGGAGGGAGAACCUAUCAGGGGUAGACGACGCAUCGCUUACUCCAGCGUCUGUGUUCAGCUACCAACUGGAGCUAUUCGACCUUUCUCGAAGACUUCACAGGGUUGGAAUGGAAAACAGCGCGCUGUAUAACAAUCAAGAGCUGGAGUCGACUUGGCUGAGCGAGUUUCAUAAUAUCGCAGCUGAACUCAGUUCGUGGAUGGAGACACUGCCUUCUCGGCUAUUCUGGCAUAACCAUAAUAUUGUCGAGGACCGUGUCCCAGGCGCUAUCCGCCCAGCAACCUUUAUGCUAUAUGGGUACUAUUACGCUUUGGAUAUCUACUUAAACGGCUUUCUCGCUAUACCACGUCACUUCAACUUCCAGUCCGAAUCCCAUCUCGAGAUCCGCCGCCAAUGCUUAAAGCGAUGCCUCACCAGCGUACAAGCCUUAGCCCAGAUCGUCACAAAGGUCGCUGACCAAACAGUCGAUAAGCUGGGCUGGCCAUUUGCCUAG
Molecule: messenger RNA, 1404 nt
Organism: Fusarium subglutinans
Lineage: Eukaryota; Fungi; Ascomycota; Sordariomycetes; Hypocreales; Nectriaceae
Product: positive regulator of purine utilization
Exons: 3
Coding region: 1-1404 (467 amino acids)
Biological process (GO): regulation of DNA-templated transcription; DNA-templated transcription
Cellular component (GO): nucleus
Molecular function (GO): zinc ion binding; DNA-binding transcription factor activity, RNA polymerase II-specific; DNA binding
Source: RefSeq, a predicted model, not a curated record